UUCCUCGAUCUCUCUCCACCAGGAUGCUUUUCAAUUCCCUGCUAAAGGGCACUUUACGAAUUCCUUUCUCGCGAUUUGCCUCCUCUUCUAAUGUAGCUCCUCUGAUAUUGUCUCCCCUCCAAUUGCGCGAGAUGUUGCACUCAAAAACUCUAGUCUCCGUGCUGGAUGCUUCUUGGUUUAUGCCCAACAGUCCUCGCAAUGCAAAGAGCGAAUUUAUUGCGAAGAGAAUACCAGGUUCUCAGUUUCUGGACUUAGAUGAAGUGGCCAGCUCCCAUCAGUUAGGCCUCAAACAUAUGAUGCCCACGGAACGCGUAUUCGCGGAUGCGUGUGAAAGAUUUGGAAUUGAACCUGCAUCUCAUGUUGUGAUAUACGACAGUCACGGCAUCUUUUCCUCACCUCGCGCCCUGUUCAUGUUCAGAUCGUUUGGCCAUACUAAUUCCAGUAUUGUCAAUGGUGGUUUGCCGCUCUGGGAAGACUUGGGUUUUCCUAUUGAAGAUGGGCCUGCUUCUGAACCGGAGCCAGCUGAAUAUCCAGCGCCAAUGCUUGAUGUGUCGACUAUUCGCAAUUAUGAACAAAUGGUUGCCAAUUCAGCCUUGGACCCGCAAUCGGUCGGUGCCGACGUUGUAUUAGACGCGCGUUCCCGGGGCAGGUUUACAGGUGCAGAUCCUGAGCCAAGGCCCGGUCUCGAGUCCGGACACAUACCUCGCUCAUUCUCGCUGCCGUUCAAUGUUUUCUUGGAACAGCAAAGCACGGCAUCGAAUCCGAUAUACACAACCCUGCGUCCCAUUCCGGAAAUCCGUCAAGCGUUAGUUGAUGCUGUUGGAGAAAAGCAGGUCGAAGCAAUUUUGAAAGGAGAUGCAUCUGUCGUGACCACUUGUGGUAGCGGGAUGACCGCCGCUGUACUCUGGUUAGGUUUGAAACUUUUGGGCGCCCACAAAGUUGGGCUAUACGACGAGUCCUGGACUGGUUAUGCAAUGCGCGGCUCGAGCAAAAUUGAGAAGACUGUUUAG
Molecule: messenger RNA, 1010 nt
Organism: Guyanagaster necrorhizus
Lineage: Eukaryota; Fungi; Basidiomycota; Agaricomycetes; Agaricales; Physalacriaceae
Product: Rhodanese-like protein
Exons: 6
Coding region: 24-1010 (328 amino acids)
Cellular component (GO): mitochondrion
Molecular function (GO): thiosulfate-cyanide sulfurtransferase activity
Source: RefSeq, a predicted model, not a curated record